Molecule: messenger RNA, 1507 nt
Organism: Hordeum vulgare subsp. vulgare (domesticated barley)
Lineage: Eukaryota; Viridiplantae; Streptophyta; Magnoliopsida; Poales; Poaceae
Exons: 6
Coding region: 143-1171 (342 amino acids)
Source: RefSeq, a predicted model, not a curated record
GCUACCAGUCAUCCCCGAGGCCGUUCCUCUUGAAUCACUGACCACAGCCGCCGGCGAGGCGAAGAAUAGCUGACCACCCCUCCCCAUAUUCAAGGCUCCCCCCUCCCCAUAUCGAAGGCUCUCUCCCGGCCUCCACCAAGAAAUGCAGGGCAUUUGCGCUCCAGCUGCAGGUUCGUCCUCGCACCAGCACGGCGAUUGCUCAGUUGGUUCGUCCUCGCACCAGCACGGCGAUUGCGCUUCAGCUGGUUCGUCCUCGGAUAGACCAUAUCCUCGCUGGAUCGAUGCCCGGCUCAGAUCUUCGCGGUCUUUACCGGGUCGAUUGUCAGGCGGUGCCCGGCUCAGAUCUUCGCGGUCUUUACCGGGUCGAUUGUCAGAGAUCAUGGCACCGCUAAAAUGGCCUGAACCCAUGUUGGACUAUUUUGUGGAUGAGUGUUUCAAGAUGGUUCAGGAUGGUAGAUCGCCAGCGAAUGAAACCUCUUUUUUUCGGACACUUGACCGCUCCAUGGCCAGGAAAUCCUUUGAUAUUACCUUCUGUACAGAGGAUCUUAUUCAACAGUUUAGACGAGUAAGAUCUUUGUGGGAUAAGUACCAUGAGAUUCUGAAGAAUUUGGAAAUAAUAAAGGUACAAGAACGACAAAGCCAGACUGAUCCUGAUAAAUUGCGUCUUAAAACUGGUGAUAUUUAUGCUAGUAAAUUCAUCCUUAUUAGGAAAUAUGAAAUAAAGCUCAACACGAUCUUUGAAAGUUUUUAUGGAAGCAAGGCAAAAUCACUUAGCACGUACAGGUUCAAUAUUGAACACAGUGAUCGAUACACUGGGGACAAUAGUAUUUCAAGUAAAAGGCGUAGCCUUGGUGAACCCUUCUCACGCCAGCUUCGGCUGAAGAGCUCAGACAUGCCUGAGUCAUCACAAAAUGGCAGCGAUUCUGAAAUACAAGACUAUGACAAAGCAAUGGGCGAACUUAUCAAUGAAGUUGAUGAUGUAACUUAUAUCAUAGCUGGUCAAUGCCUUCGAGACCCUAAAAUUCUGUGUUCAUACUCACAUAUUCCAACCAUUAAAAGAAAGAUCAGUUUCUUGCACGGAACCUGGAGGGUGAUGUGUGAACCCAAGUGUGUCUUAGAGAAUUUGCAACCAGCCGAUCAGCUAUUUGCGGGGAGGAGCCCAAACUCCUGAGCUCCCGCCUGCUAUCUGACAGCAGGAGAUGCGAGUUCUUCAAGUGGUAUGAUGAUAAAGCUUUUCCUCAAUAUAUCACCAACUUGCUGGGGGACUUGCGAGACAACCAGUGCUACCUUGCUUAUUGUUCUGUAGACCACUUUUAUUGUAAUAUGUACUUCAGAACUUUGUUUACGGUUUGGGAAGUGACCAUGUUCUGAGUUUAUUUGGUCACUGUAAUGCCUGCGCAAAAUACUUCUUAAAAUGUCAGGUUUAGUGAUGACUUUGUAAUGUCUGUGGUGUGCUUCGUAUGCAUGCAAAACUGAGUUUAAAAUUUCAGGUCUCCUUAUUAAGUUA